ACUCUCUCGGUCCUGUAGGGGCUGUGGCUUGAUGCCUGACGCCCUUGGGUGUUGAAUGAGCGGCAUCAUGCUAUGCAAUCUCUGCGUUGCCGAAGAGGACUGGAGUGUGCCGACCUCUUUCUGCAGGUCCGCCGGCACGCCUCAUCAGAGUGCCCGAAUGCGAAAGGUUGCCGAGCCUGCAGACGCGUACUGGGCUUGCACUUGGGCCCAUUGGAACGCACGCGCCUGCGGGAGGCAUUCCGACAGGCGGCGUGGCAGCACCACCCCGACUCAGCUUCGAAGCUUGCGGGCGCCAACUUUGCAGAGCUCCGUCGCUGUUACGAGAUGCUGCUGCACUGCUGCGGCAAGAUUUCAGAGGGAGGCUCAAAAUCAGACCUGGCAAAGUGGCUGGAGGAUCGGCAGACAGCGACCGUUGAGAUUGUCAAAAGGUCGCGACAAGGACGUGUCGCCCGCCAAAGCGCUGGCUUAGUAGGGUGCCCCAAAGCCUGGGACGCGCGCCUCUCAGCUGCCCGAACAAAGGUACACGGCCCAGAAGCAUUGGAGGUGGUGUUGGACAUUGACCUUCCCAGUGAGUUGCCACGGUUCUUGUGGACAGCGGCAGCUGAACAAGGAAUCGGGCCACUGACUGGACGCGGCUUGAGAUUUUGCGGAUCCUAUCGUCGGGGGCAAGACUUUAACGCUGCAGCGUCGUAUGUGAAUCGCUUCGGCUUUUAUCUUUUCUGGAGCCAGCUCUUCAGUGACUGGAAGAUUGCGAAUCGAUUGUCUGAGAAAGGUGCCUGUACAGCUUUUGUGGAUGGUGGGCGAGACAAGCCUCCUUGGUCUGCCAUGCAGAACGGACGUGUUGCGACGUUGCAGUGGGCAGUUUGGGAUCCAUCCACUGAAAGCUUUGCCAAGCAGCCAGUGCUGGUGAGGCCGCUUUGAUGCUGAAGUAGCAGCAGAAAAAGACACAUGCUGGAGCGGCCUUUGCACCGUGCC
Molecule: messenger RNA, 975 nt
Organism: Cladocopium goreaui
Lineage: Eukaryota; Dinophyceae; Suessiales; Symbiodiniaceae
Source: the annotation of a GenBank genome assembly